Molecule: messenger RNA, 879 nt
Organism: Trichoderma aggressivum f. europaeum
Lineage: Eukaryota; Fungi; Ascomycota; Sordariomycetes; Hypocreales; Hypocreaceae
Product: CAZyme family GH16
Exons: 2
Coding region: 1-879 (292 amino acids)
Biological process (GO): carbohydrate metabolic process
Molecular function (GO): hydrolase activity, hydrolyzing O-glycosyl compounds
Source: RefSeq, a predicted model, not a curated record
AUGUGGUCUCCCAAGGUUGCUGCCGCCGUCCUCGCCUUUGUUGGUGCUACCAACGCCUGGCAGCCCCCGACCUACGGCGGCUUCAACUUGGUCUGGACCGACACCUUCGCCGGCAACGGUGCCACUUCUCCUAACCAGAACAACUGGAACAUCAUCACCGGAAACUUGAACGUCAACGCCGAGCAGGAGACCUACUCCUCCAGCACCGCCAAUGUUCAGCUCAGCGGUGGCAGCACCCUCCAGCUGGUCCCCUGGAGAGAUAGCAGCAAGGGAACCAGCACCUUUGGUGGCUGGACCUCCGGUCGUCUCGAGUCCAAGUACACCUUCACUCCCCAGGCCGGCAAGGUUACCCGUCUCGAAGCCGCCAUCCGCUUCGGCAGCAACGCCCAGGGCAACAAGCAGGGUAUCUGGCCUGCUUUCUGGAUGCUGGGUGACUCGCUCCGUCACCCGGGCGGCAGCUGGCCCAACUGUGGUGAGAUCGAUAUCAUGGAGACUGUCGACGGCCAGGCUACUGGCCACGGUACCCUCCACUGUGAUGUCUUCCCCGGCGGUAUCUGCAACGAGGGCAACGGUAUUGGAGGCCCUGUCAACAUCGCCAACGUCAACGACUGGCACGCUUGGCGUGUUGAGGUCGACCGCACUCCCGGUAGCUGGCAGUCCGAGACCCUCACCUGGUCUCUCGACGGCACCAACUACUUCCAGAUCACUGGUUCCCGCAUCGGCAACCAGAACGUCUGGAACAACAUUGCUCACAGCCCCCUCUUCUUCAUUCUCAACGUUGCUGUCGGUGGCAACUGGCCUGGCAACCCCAACAGCGCUACCCUCGACGGUUACGGAAGCAUGAUGGAGGUUGGCUACGUCGCUCACUACUCUACCUAA